GUUGACAUUUCUUUUUGAUCCUUUACGUCAACGUGAAAGGUUUGCAUUAUUUUUAUAUUAAAAGUUUCAUCCAAAAACAUCCAUUUUCAUGAUUUUUCAUCCACUGUGAUAAUUCAUUUUUUCAGUUUUUAGUACUUUUAGCAGUCAUAUCACUUAUAUAUUUUCCAAAAACGUAUUACAUACAAGGCUGUUGGUAGUCUAGGUUAGGUCAAUGUUUUGGGUGUUCUUUCCUUACCGAAAUCUUUUCUGAUUUUAGGACAAUCAUGAAACAAAUCGUGACAAAUCAGACUGUGAAGAUCCCUGAAGGUAUCACAGUCACCACCAAGUCCCGUUUGGUGACAGUGAAGGGACCAAGAGGGACACUGAAACGUUCGUUCAAGCACCUCGCCCUCGACAUUCGUAUGGUGAACCCACGUACCCUGAAGGUAGAGAAAUGGUUCGGCACCAAGAAGGAGCUCGCAGCUGUCAGGACAGUGUGCUCGCAUGUCGAAAACAUGCUCAAAGGUGUCACCAAGGGCUAUCAAUACAAGAUGAGAGCUGUAUACGCUCACUUCCCCAUCAAUUGUGUCACCACGGAGAAUAACUCUAUUAUUGAAAUUAGGAAUUUCUUGGGAGAAAAAUACAUCAGGAGGGUGAAAAUGGCCCCAGGUGUGACGGUAACAAAUUCUGCAAAACAGAAGGAUGAGCUGAUCAUUGAAGGUAACUCCCUGGAGGAUGUCUCACGAUCAGCAGCUCUUAUCCAGCAAUCCACCACAGUGAAAAAUAAGGAUAUUCGUAAAUUCUUGGAUGGAUUGUAUGUAUCUGAGAAAACAACAGUUGUACAAGACGAAUAAUUGUAUGUAUAAAAUAAAUUUUGUUGUAAGAU
Molecule: messenger RNA, 865 nt
Organism: Acanthoscelides obtectus
Lineage: Eukaryota; Metazoa; Arthropoda; Insecta; Coleoptera; Chrysomelidae
Source: the annotation of a GenBank genome assembly